CAGCUUUUUGUCGUGACGCUUACUGGAAAAACGACGGUCUGCCGCAUACGGCUGGAUCAGACCGUCAGCGACUUGAAGCAGAUAAUGGAGGCAAAAACUGGACUUCCAGGGGAUCAGCAGCGUAUGGUUUACAUGACAAAGCAACUGCAAGAAAACCAAACACUUGCUUAUUAUCGUAUCCAAAAUGAAUCAACACUACACCUUGUACCACGCCUCAGAGGCGGC
Molecule: messenger RNA, 225 nt
Organism: Zychaea mexicana
Lineage: Eukaryota; Fungi; Mucoromycota; Mucoromycetes; Mucorales; Lichtheimiaceae
Product: ubiquitin-like protein
Exons: 1
Biological process (GO): protein ubiquitination; modification-dependent protein catabolic process
Cellular component (GO): nucleus; cytoplasm
Molecular function (GO): ubiquitin protein ligase binding; protein tag activity
Source: RefSeq, a predicted model, not a curated record